Myotis davidii is the source of this 6538-nucleotide messenger RNA. It is a transcript of the gene NAV1, whose product is annotated as neuron navigator 1. Gene Ontology annotation, molecular function: ATP hydrolysis activity. The transcript has 26 exons. Bases 25 to 3618 code for a protein of 1197 amino acids. Gene Ontology annotation, biological process: neuron migration; microtubule bundle formation; neurogenesis. Gene Ontology annotation, cellular component: axon initial segment; microtubule cytoskeleton. The record is from RefSeq and is a predicted model, not a curated record. NCBI's taxonomy places the organism in Eukaryota, Metazoa, Chordata, Mammalia, Chiroptera, Vespertilionidae.
GCUGGGGAGACACAGGGCCGGAGGAUGGUGGCCCGGGAAGGGAUUCCCGUCCGCCAGGCCCGUGGCCGGAGCCCAGCCCGGACGAGCCCUCUUGGAGAAACCCAAGCACCAGUGCCUCCCGACAGCCACAGGGCUCCUAACGGCCCAGGAAACGAUCAACGAGACAGAAGCUUUACAAGUUCUGUGUCUUCGGAGCUGGAGGCUGGGGCAAGGUCAGGGGCCCCCUCUCCAGCCGUCAGCCCCGUGCAGGGCAGAGGCCCCUCGCCAGCCCCGGGGGCCAUCAGCUUCUCCUCGGUCCAUCAGCACAGCCCGCCCAUCACGGCCACGGUGGCCCCGUUCCAGUACAGGUUGCAGACCGAGCCUGAACCCGGCCCGCCUCCCCAGGGCAGCUGGGCCGUCGACGGCUACUCCACCUCCACUGGCGGGACGGAGGAUGGCGUCUCCUGCGUGGACCCAGAGUCCCAGAGGAAGAGGACGGUGCAGAACGUCCUGGACCUUCGACAGAACCUGGAGGAGACCAUGUCCAGCCUGCGCGGGUCCCAGGUGACCCACAGGUCGUCCCCGCCAACACCGUCCUCUCCCGGGCAGCUGCGCACGGACUCGGAGAAGCGCUCCCUGGCGGAGAGCGGGCUGAGCUGGUUCAGCGAGUCAGAGGAGAAAGGCCCCCGGAAGCUGGACUACGACAGCGGGAGCAAACCGGAAGGCAAGGCACCGGACAAGGCCAAGCUGGCCCCAGGACGGGGAUUUCCCCGGGAUCUUGUCCACCUCUGGCUUCUCUGGCUCCUUUACGCUAAACACUCCGCUCCGUCUUCCCGCCUCAGGGCCGCCGUGAAGAGCUUUGUCAAGCCGCCCUCGCUGGCCAACCUGGACAAGGUCAACUCCAACAGCCUGGACCUGCCGCCGCCGGGUCCCCGUUCUGUUCUUUCUGUCGGCUCCAGGUGCCCGCCUGUCAGUACCAGCUCCCGCCUCAGGGCUCCUCCCGGGGUCCCCUGGCUGGUCCCCGAGGCUUGUGUUAACACCCCAUUCUUUUCUCUUCCAGUUCACGGCUCCGUGCUGUCCCUGGCGUCCAGCGCCUCCUCCACAUACUCCUCGGCUGAGGAGAGGAUGCAGUCCGAGCAAAUCCGCAAGCUCCGCCGGGAGCUGGAGUCCUCGCAGGAGAAGGUGGCCACCCUGACGUCACAGCUGUCCGCCAACGCGAACCUGGUGGCGGCGUUCGAGCAGAGCCUGGUGAACAUGACUUCCCGCCUGCGGCACCUGGCGGAGACGGCCGAGGAGAAGGACACCGAGUUGCUGGAUCUGCGAGAAACCAUUGACUUCCUGAAGAAGAAGAACUCAGAGGCCCAGGCAGUCAUCCAGGGAGCCCUCAACGCCUCGGAGACCACGCCCAAAGAGCUGCGGAUCAAGCGGCAGAACUCGUCCGACAGCAUCUCCAGCCUCAACAGCGUCACCAGCCACUCGAGCAUCGGCAGCGGCAAGGACGCCGACGCCAAGAAGAAGAAGAAGAAGAGCUGGGUCUAUGAGCUUCGGAGUUCCUUCAACAAAGCCUUCAGCAUCAAGAAGGGCCCCAAGUCCGCGUCCUCCUACUCGGACAUCGAGGAGAUCGCCACCCCGGACUCCUCCGCCCCCUCGUCCCCCAAACUGCAGCACGGGGCCACCGAGACCGCCUCGCCCUCCAUCAAGUCCUCCGCCUCGGGCCCCGUGCACACGGCCCCCCACCCCAGGCUGUUCCUGGCCGGCGAGGAGGAGGAGCCGGAGAAGAAGGAGGUGUCGGAGCUGCGCUCGGAGCUGUGGGAGAAGGAGAUGAAGCUGACGGACAUCCGCCUGGAGGCCCUGAACUCCGCCCACCAGCUGGACCAGCUCCGGGAGACCAUGCACAACAUGCAGGUCAGUGCGGGGGGCGGCGACCUGUCCCCGAUGGACGGCAUCAGCACCUGCGGCCCCAAGGAGGAGGACUAUAUUUCCAAGAUGGACCCAGCCUCCACCCUGGGGCUCAGCACCGAGUCCAUCCAGGGCUACAGCAUCAGCCACGUGAAGCGGGUGCUGGACGCCGAGCCCCCCGAGAUGCCGCCCUGCCGCCGAGGGGUCAAUAACAUCUCAGUCUCCCUCAAAGCACCGCAGCACAUCAUCCGCGGGGACCUGAAGCAGCAGGAAUUCUUCCUGGGGUGCAGCAAGGUCAGCGGGAAGGUCGACUGGAAGAUGCUGGACGAGGCCGUCUUUCAGGUGUUCCAGGACUAUAUUUCCAAGAUGGACCCAGCCUCCACCCUGGGGCUCAGCACCGAGUCCAUCCAGGGCUACAGCAUCAGCCACGUGAAGCGGGUGCUGGACGCCGAGCCCCCCGAGAUGCCGCCCUGCCGCCGAGGGGUCAAUAACAUCUCACUCUCCCUCCAAGGUCUGAAGGAGAAGUGCGUGGACAGCCUGGUGUUCGAGACGCUGAUCCCCAAGCCCAUGAUGCAGCACUACGUCAGCCUCCUGCUCAAGCACCGGCGCCUGGUCCUCUCGGGCCCCAGCGGCACCGGCAAGACCUACCUGACCAACCGGCUGGCCGAGUACCUGGUGGAACGCUCCGGCCGCGAGGUCACCGAGGGCAUCGUCAGCACCUUCAACAUGCACCAGCUGUCCUGCAAGGACCUGCAGCUCUAUCUCUCCAACCUGGCCAACCAGAUAGACCGGGACACGGGGGUGGGCGACGUGCCCCUGGUGAUCCUGCUGGACGACCUGAGCGAGGCCGGCUCCAUCAGCGAGCUGGUCAACGGGGCCCUCACCUGCAAGUACCACAAANGUCCCUACAUCAUCGGGACCACGAAUCAGCCCGUGAAAAUGACCCCCAAUCACGGCCUCCACCUGAGCUUCAGGAACCUCCGAGUGACUGGAGCUGUCCUAGCUCGGUUAGCCCCGUGCUCUGGGUGGAUCCGCCAGCCUCCAGAAUCCCAGCCCCUCCCUCUGUGUCCCCCACGGCGGAUGGAACACGGGAGGGGCGUCCUGGGGAUUUCAGGGCUCCCUCACCCCCUCACUCCCUCACCCGGCCCGGCCUGGGAGGGUCCAGGAGAGAGCGGGCCGAGCCCUCCCUGCCCCCCGCUCUGGAGCAGCCUCAGAAUGGCCCCCCCCUGGAACGCCCAUUGUCCCCGGCCUGGUGUGAGGGCGUCAGAGAGGCAGGUGCCGGGACGGCCGGGCGCUCGGCCCCUCCACAGCCCCCCGCUUCUCCUAGGCCCCUGCUUCUUCCUGUCCUGCCCCAUCGGCAUCGAGGACUUCCGGACCUGGUUCAUCGACCUGUGGAACAACUCCAUCAUCCCCUACCUGCAGGAGGGGGCCAAGGACGGCCUCAAGGUCCACGGACAGAAAGCCGCCUGGGAGGACCCAGUGGAGUGGGUCCGGGACACGCUCCCCUGGCCCUCGGCCCAGCAGGACCAGUCCAAGCUGUACCACCUGCCCCCGCCCACCGUGGGCCCCCACAGCAUCGCCUCGCCCCCCGAGGACAGGACAGUCAAAGACUGCACCCCAAGUUCUCUGGAGUCAGACCCUCUGAUGGCCAUGCUGCUGAAGCUGCAAGAGGCUGCCAACUACAUCGAGUCCCCAGAUCGAGAGACCAUCCUGGACCCCAACCUCCAGGCCACACUCUGAGGGCCCCGCGGGCCCUGUCACCCCGGACUGACAGACGGACGGGCAAACGGCAGGACGGACGCUGGCAGCGGCUCUGUGCGCACCCCUCCGCCCUCCUCUCCCCCAGCUGUGUCUCUCCGUGGAGAGCCCCCGGGGAGGGGGUGGAGGCACAGGAAGGCGGAGGGUUCCUCGGUGCUGCACCUUUGAGAACUUACGGCAAGGACCGGCGGGCGGCGUCGGGGGACGCGUGUCCCCAGCAUCCAUUCGCCGGCCGCCUCUCGUGACUUUGGGGAAAAGACGAGAGGAUGACGCCGGGUCUUUCUCCGUCAUUCCCCGUCUCAGUGAGGGACCCCUGGGCUCGCUGGGGACGUUCGGACGACGGCAGACGCGUCCGCCAAGCCCACGUGAUUCUCGGGAGCAUCUCUGAGAAAGACGGUCCCACGGGGACAUCCAGGAGGCGGCGGCCCCGGGACUCCGGAACACCCCUCUGGACCCAACGCCACUGCCAACGCUCCCGCCCCCGCCCCCCGAGAUCUGGCUGGAGCCCAGAAAAAGAAGCAUGUGGUUUAAAAGAAAAAAAAUGUUUAAGUCAAUCUGUAAAAGGUUUUUUUAAAAAAAAAAUGGCAAAGAUGAAGCUGGAGAGAGGAAGCAGGUGCCGGGCUCAGAAGCCGCCAGACCCACCCCCCACCGUGACAUCACAGCCUCCCACCGUGACAUCACUGCCUCCCGCCGUGACAUCACAGCCUUCGGAGACAGACGGCGCUCAGUCCUGAGCCCUCUCCUUUCACGCACACGAGCACCAAUAAACCCUACUUUUUUAGUUUUUAGUUUUUGGUUUUGUUUCUGUUUGGUUUGGUUUUUCCCCUCCCGUUUGCCUAUUUAUUUUCCUUUUCUCCUUUUGGUUUGUUGGCUGUUGUUUUUUCUUUCCCACCUGCUCACACGGUCACCAGACGCUCCUCGGGCUGCUGCUCCGGGCGGGUUUCCUUCGGUACAUCUGACCCACCGGCCGGGCACCUGCCCUGCUCCGUCCUCGGCCUCCUGGGGGCUCCCAGGAGCCCCAGUUCACAGCCGUGGGAGGAGAGGAAGGUGGGCUGCUCGAUGGACGGCCGGCCGGCGGCACGAGAAUUCGACUCCCCAUCCUGACGGCUUCACCGUGGACGCCAGGAAGCCAGGACACCGGGCCCCUCCGCUCUGUCCCACCUCCCUCGCCCGCCUUCACUCUGCGAUGGGCGAGUGCUCACGCAACCGGACGCCCAUGGGAGGCGCUCCCACAGAGGGACCCGCCUUGGGCCGCCACUGCCCUGGAGGCCGGGCCGUCUCCUUCACUCAUCCAACGCGCACUCGCCGAGCAGUUUUAAAAGGAAGACGAGACCUGGGCACGUCCCCUCCCCCUGGACCUUCAGGGGCAGCCGAAGACCAGAGCAGAGCCCGGAUCCGCUGCCACAGGCCUGAAGGGCUAGGAAUCUUGCUUCUCUCUCGUGCGCACGUGGGGAGCUCUGCUUGGGGGCGUCGCAUUGGGGGCUCCUCGGGCCCACGCGCCCGCUCUCCACCUUCCCGCGCACAAGACCACAGCCUCGGAAAUCCACAGCCACGCCGGCCGGGUCCUCUGCCUCCCCGCGAGGCGUCGGUGCAUCUCAUGCAUCCGAAUCUUCACGUCGGAGUAUUUUCAUUUCAGUCCAGGCGGAGCCCCAGGCGGGUGCCCCAGGACGUGUCUACUGCCACCUGCCCAGGUGCCCCCGGGGGCGUCGGGGUCCUCUGUGCCGGAGACGGUCGCUGCCCGGUCCGCGAGCUGUAAAGACACCCGGGGACCCCCCCACCUGCCCGGCCGUGGCACGUGCAGUUCUGCGGCCGGACGGAGCUGCUUGGCCGGGGAUGGUGCUGACGUCGCUGCCUUAAGGCCCCUGCUCUGUGGAACCGGGAGGCCCUCGGGGCCCAGAAGAUCCCAUCUGGGAGGAAGGGAAGACCAGACCGGCCUCCUGGGCACCUGGGCCUCCUCUGAACUCGGUGCCAGCUCCAGUCCCCUGGCCGGGCUCCGACUGGCGAAUCGAGGCGCCACCUCUGUCGGGGGCAGGCAGAGCCCUUCCCUCCAUCUCCUGGUGCUGCCCAGCCAGUGCCUUCUCCCGGGGGUGCUCCUGGCGCCUUGAGAAACGGGAAGGGAGAAGCCUUCCUCCGUUCCAGCUGCCUCAGAACCGGCCCCCCAGAGGGACCCCGGUCUCCCUGGUAACCGGGGGACCACCGUGCCGUUCAUCACUCGGAUCCUCGGCCGGCGGAUGCCCGAGGCCUCUCGUGUUCCGACUUUUCGUCUCCGUUCCUGGGUGCACCCCCUGACCCCCACUCUCAGUUGGCUGCUGUCUUUUCCCAGGUCUCCACCGCUCCCUCCCAACAGUCUGUUCCCUCCGGACCUGUUUACAGUCCUGCACCCGGGCUCCUCGCUGGGGGGCCGGUCGUCCCCUCAAGGAACCGCAUGGCCACCGCGGGCGUGCAGCCUCCUCCUGGUGCUAUAACCCCCAGGACGCUCACCCAGGGCUCCCCGGAGCAGAACACCUGAGCGCCCCUCGCUGCCCACGCACCUGCUUCUCGGUGGAGACUGCUGGGACCCCUCCAGAAACAAGCACGGGGUCCCACCGCUAAGUUCUCACACACGCACCCCCUCCAGGCCCUUCAGGAAAAUGGAGCCCUGCCCUGAGACUGGUAUCUGUGCUCUCCCCUCCUCCAGCCCCUCAGCUCCCGUCCUCACCAAAGCUGGCUCACAGACCACAUGGCUCCAUCCCCGACGACCACCAGGGACGGCCACCGUCUGGGGGGGCAGGGGGUUGAGGGGGACCCCUCCGCACAGCUCCUCGCCCUCCCGGACGAAGACGACCAACGUGUUCUGUUCAGUGUAUCUGUGUCUCGAACCUGCCUGGGCAUUAACAAUAAAACACCCAGUGAUUGGAGGCCA